CACCUCUGUGGCCGUCCCGGGUCCUGAGCCUGGAUGUGAUAGGUCUGGUUUCAUUGCAGCUCCAGUCUCCUUCAGCUCAACCUUCUCCUGGUGACGCCUGGCUUGGCCGUGCUCUGUGAGGAAUAUCUCUGAAUAAAGUCACUUUAGUUCACUACUAGCCUCAUCCUCUACAGAUACAAUGGCCGUGCCUGCCUGCUACGCUGACUUGGGCAAGUCUGCCAAGGACAUCUUCAACAAAGGCUAUGGAUUUGGCUUGGUGAAGCUCGAUGUCAAGACAAAGUCAGCCAGUGGAGUGGAAUUCAAAACAGCUGGUUCCUCCAACACUGACACCAGCAAAGUUGCGGGCACCCUGGAAACUAAAUACAAGAGGUCAGAAUACGGCCUGACCUUCACCGAGAAGUGGAACACCGACAACACCUUGGGAACAGAAAUCACUGUUGAAGAUCAGAUCGCCAAGGGACUGAAGUUGACGUUUGACACAACCUUCUCACCAAACACUGGCAAGAAGAGUGGCAAAGUUAAGACCGCCUACAAGCGCGAGUACGUUAACAUGGGCUGCGAUGUCGACUUUGACUUUGCUGGCCCCACCCUCCACGGAGCUGCUGUCGUCGGCUACGAGGGGUGGCUCGCCGGUUACCAGAUGAGCUUCGACACUGCCAAGUCCAAGAUGACCCAGAACAACUUUGCCAUUGGCUACAAGACGGGAGACUUCCAGUUGCACACCAAUAUCAAUGAUGGCACCGAGUUUGGAGGCUCCAUCUACCAGAAGGUGAGCGACAAGCUGGAGACGGCAGUCAACCUGGCCUGGACCGCUGGCAGCAACAGCACACGUUUCGGUAUUGCAGCCAAAUACCAGCUGGACAAGGAUGCCUCCGUCAGCGCUAAAGUGAACAACAAUAGCCUUGUUGGUGUUGGCUACACCCAGACUCUUAGACCAGGUGUGAAACUCACCCUGUCUGGUCUGGUCGAUGGCAAGAACAUCAACGCAGGAGGCCACAAGCUGGGUCUGGGCUUGGAACUGGAAGCCUAAGCUUUCAACGUACUGCAAGGGACUAGGGAAUAUCAGAAGAAUCUGGCCUUAAAUGUAUGUCCGACUCAAACCAGCAGGGGGAUAUCUUGGAGAGAUUGGUUCAAAGGCUACGACAACAAACUCUAACUUGUUGAGUACCACUUCAAGUUGGUGCUUUUGUCAUUGGUAUAUUUUACCUUUUGUUGCUUUUUACUUUGUAGUUGCAUCUUUUCAAGAGACAGUUGGUGGCAUUAUUUAUAUAUCAUGUCAUUGUUUCUGUCCAGCACUGCCAUAAUAAUGAAAUCCAAUACAAUCCCUUUGCCUGUCACCAACUCUGCGUGGCUUUAUUGUGGUAAACCCCAGACAGUCAACAUCAGUUGACUGCUUUGUGCGGUGAACGUUGUCAUACCUUCUCUCUGAUUUUACAAUCAUGACCAUCUGAUAUUCCUUUGUCAUCUACACAGUUUUAAUUUACAAACCUUGUUAAGUACACUAGUCUUUUUCUGCUAUUAUUUAAAUACUGCUGCACCCUUCCUGUUCAUGCACACAAGGACAAACUAAAGCUCUGUAAUCUUUUUGUUUUGCGUCGGCCAUCAGGGUUUGUGAUGUUCUGUUGAAGCUGCACAUGUGACCUUCCCUUAAAUUGGGCAGUUUUUGGGUUGCUUAAAGUCAGGUCUGUCAGUUUGAAAGAAACCCGUACACUUGGCCGACCAAGCAGAAUUAGUUUUUGUUCAUUCUGUACUAACAGACAACUGGGGGGUACAUAAUUAAUGUUCACAGUAAUGCCAAACUAUCAUUGUCCGGAAGAGGUGCAACUUAAAGUUGCACUUGUGCACUCUUGGAAAGUGCUUCCCUGCUCUGGGCUGUGACAGCCCGCAGGAAGUCUUGGAGGUCCUUAUGUGUAUGUAUACAUUUUCAAUAAAGUCUUUGAACUCCA
Molecule: messenger RNA, 1946 nt
Organism: Sebastes umbrosus (honeycomb rockfish)
Lineage: Eukaryota; Metazoa; Chordata; Actinopteri; Perciformes; Sebastidae
Gene: vdac2
Product: voltage-dependent anion channel 2
Exons: 9
Coding region: 179-1030 (283 amino acids)
Biological process (GO): monoatomic anion transmembrane transport
Cellular component (GO): mitochondrial outer membrane
Molecular function (GO): voltage-gated monoatomic anion channel activity
Source: RefSeq, a predicted model, not a curated record